Porites lobata is the source of this 1860-nucleotide messenger RNA. The record is from the annotation of a GenBank genome assembly. Lineage: Eukaryota; Metazoa; Cnidaria; Anthozoa; Scleractinia; Poritidae.
AUGGUAUCAAGCAAGAGCAGUGAAAUGGCAGUUUUUGUCGUGUCACGUCUGUGUUCUUUUUUCUGUCAAGAAAGGCCACGAACCACAAUCGACGCCAUUGCUGAGUCCGAUGUCAGAUGGGACCUGGAGAUCUGCGAACGUAAAACUGGUGACUGGACUAGAUUCACAAAAGAGAGAUGGAGUGAUAAUGAGAAACUUUUAAGCGAUGUGCUCACUAAAGCACUUCAUGUCAUUAAAGAGUGCGAAGAUGGUGAACAUAAACUAAAGGAUAACCAAAGAAAAAUGGUACAUGUACUCUCGUACUGCUUUCCUGUGAGAAAACUGAGCCUUGCCCAAAACAACAACUAUAAUACCGUUUAUUCUGAAUACUUGAAAACUAACUGCUCUCUGACAGUUUUAAGUUUGAAGAAUGGCGAGUUCGACGAGUUGUUGUUAGCAACAAUCGAGGCAGCUCUGCUUCGUAAACGAAAUCUAAAACAUUUCAAUUUAGAGAUAAUGAAUUUUGAGUUUAUUGGCCUUAACUUCUUAAGCUUACUUUAUGCUAGAGAGAUCAGUUUGGAUUCAGUUUUCCCCUGUUCUUAUGUAAAUAGCGCCAUUGCAAAUGUUACAAAGCGAGGGGAGUGGAUGGAGAAUGUUGGUGCCGAUGCACUCGCGAAGUGUCUUCAGUCGUAUCGUCUCUUAACACAUAUAGAAUUUAGAGGAGUCGUUCUCCGUUGUAAAGGAGCCGCAGCACUCGCAGAGGUUAUUCGUACGAGCCCCAGUUUGACACGUAUAAGUCUUCGUGAUUGUGGCAUCAGUGAUUUAGGAGCCAUGGUAAUAUCUAUCGCUCUGGAGUCAAAUUGUACUUUAACCCAUCUAAGUCUGGCGCAAAAUCUGAUCCACGGUCAAGGAGCAAAUGAUCUUGCAUAUUAUGGUCUAAAACGAAAUCGCACUUAACAGUAUCUUGAUCUUUCUGAUAAUGACGAUGGUGAUUCAGUUGCUAAGCAGCUUGCUUUUGCUUUGGAAUCUAAUUCCUCUCUCACCUAUCUGGAUUUAAGUCAUUUACGAAAAGGUGAUGAAAGAUCAUGCUGUUCAGUGGAUUCUGGUGAAAUCUCUCACAUUGUUGUUCGCUCUAAAUUGAUUUGCCACUCGGGCGCGUUAGCAAUUGCAAAAGCCCUUUCCUUGAAUCCUACGCUGACAUAUUUAGACCUUUCAUUCAAUAAUAUCAAGCAGGCUGGAGCUGCAGCACUUGGAGUGGCUCUCCAAACAAACUGCUCUUUGAGUCAUUUAUACCUGUGCGGCAAUUUGAUUGGUGAUUUGGGAGCAACAUCCCUUGGGAAAGGUCUGAAAUCAAACUGCACACUAACUCAAUUAUAUCUGACUGAAAAUGGGAUUGGAGAUGAAGGAGCAAAAGCCCUUGGAAUGGUAAUGCAAUCAAAUCACAAUUUGACCCAUUUAAAUCUACAAGUUAACCUUAUUGGUGAUGCAGGGACAGCCGUCUUAGCACAGGCACUGGAAUGUAAUGGUGUUCAAUUGACCCAUUUAGAUUUGGCUCUUAAUAAGAUCAGCUGUGUGGGUGCAGAAGCCCUCGCGAAAGCUCUAGAGUCUAACAGCUCUCUUAAGGCUUUAGAGUUGGGGUACAAUGCGAUCGGCUGUACGGGAGCAUCUUCGUUUGGAAAAGCGCUUCGAUCAAAUCGUACUCUAACGCACUUGCGUGUAACCGGUAACAAUAUCACUGAAUCUGGAGCCGCAGCAUUGGUGCAUGCUCUGCUAAUUAAUAACAGCUUGAUCUAUUUGAAUGCGGAACAUAAUCCAAUUAGUCCACUCGAGGCGGAAAACUUAAAACGAGAUAUCCAAUCGCAUUGUGUUAUUUUUUUGUAG